AUGGGCUGGCACCGCUUCAAGCAGUGCAGCUCGAUUCUGUUAACCGGAGCAGGCGACCUGCAGACAAAUGUCACCCUGACCCCGGAGUCACUUCCUCCUGGGAAGCUGUUAGCAAGCUCAGCAGCGUGGCCUUUCUCCGACAUCCAGGCCUCCCGGGCCACAGACAGGAUCAAGACCGUGCUGGGACAGUCCCCCGACAGCGUGCGCCGGCCACAGGCAGCCCCGACGCCUCCGCCCAGGCCGCACCGCAGGUCCUGGGCUCACGCCGACUUCUCCCCUGCCCUACACCAAGGGAGUGGGCAGAGCGCCCCCCUGGAGCCUCCCGAGGACGCCGAGCCCCUGGCGCAGCCCCGGCCUCCGGGGGAAAGGGGCUCAGCCGCGGUGUCAGCAUUGGCCCCCCUGCCUCACCCACCCCCAGCUCCCAGAAGUCCUGUUCGGCUUCCAGGCCGCACCCCGUCACAGUCCAUACUGCAAAUGGCCUCAAAUCCUGCCUCCGCUGAGCUCGGCGACUCCCAGGGUGCUGUGCCCUUGGGGACUUCCCGGCACACAGCUGAGUCCCCUGAAGCUGAGACCCUGCUUCUGCAGACUGCGAACUCUGUGGCCAUGGAGAUGACCCACAGGACGCUGGCCUCUGCUGCUGCCCACUCGGUGAAUCCACCACCUCCGUCCGAGAGCCCCGGAGAGCCAGCCCUGUCCACAGAGCUCGCGUCCUCCCCGCUGCCAGCCCUGCCUCUCACUGCUGCAGGCCCUGGGCAAGCCGUCCUUCCCGGGGCAGCUCUCGGGUGGCCAGGGCCUGGGAUGGCUGGCUUUCCGUCUGCACUUCCCCUGCAGCCGGCAGAGAGCCCUGCCUCUGCCCCCUGGGUGCCAGAAAGUCCCGGUCUUCCAGGCGAGGCCAGUGGUGACCAGUCCCUGCUGGCCACUGCCACACACCUGCCCCUCUCAAGCAACUUUCCAGAUCUUCUCUCCACGGCUUGGGCGAUUCCCUGGCAGGAUGAGGACGGUGUGGCCGCCCUUUUAGGCGACAGCAGAAAGACGAACGAGCUGGCUGCCCCUCAGGCCCCUCCGACUUUAGAGGUGCCGAGUCCUCAACCCAUCCACAGGCCCACCUCGGACUUCAGCACCGACUGCGCCUCGUCUCCUGCCACCACAGCACCGAGAACCCAGCCUCUUCCUUUGGGGUCAUCUGUACCCUUCCUGCCCUGCACACACGCCCCCCGUCCUGGCUUCUCCAGCACCAAGCCGGAGAGUCUUGCAGCUGCCGCGGACCUCGAGGGGGUGCCGAUUUCAGCUUCCAAACAGGUGACGGGGCUUCCCUUCUCCACUGAUGUCGGCGGUUCUACGGGUGGUGUGGAGCAGCCAGCAGCCGCAGAGGUUUCCCGGAGUCCUCUUUCAGUGGAAACGGGGUCCCUUCCCACAGAAUUGGCACUAUCUGGCCCGCAACAGCAAACACAUUCUCAUCUAAACGGACAUGUAAUUAACCCCACAAGUUGGGAAACUCAUUCGGCUUCCCCCCCCCCCCAGGGCGGGCCCGCCGCUGGUGCAGAGCAGCCUCAGGGUCUCCAAGACAUGGUUGGGCACACGGUCACUGCAGAAGGCCUCAGCACGCAGGAGCGCGACCUUGGGAGCAACCUCAACCAGCCCAUCCGACCGUCAGGUGGGACCGUGAUUGGAAACCAUGUGGGCCUCUGGCCCACCAGCGAGAACAACCAUUCUAGAGACUUCCAAGCCACUGAGGUUGAGCGUUACCCAUCUGCCAGUCAGCGGCCUCCUGGCCGUCUGCAGCUGCCUGCCCGGCCAGCACGCCCUCUUCUGCUGACCUGGCCGGGCCUAGCUCCUGCAGCCCGCCUGCAGGAGAUGCUCUCAGAUGGAAUGGAGACGGGCUGGCGAGUUUCCAGUGACACCCGUGCGUCCCCUGUGACCGGUGUUUCCGGGCCGCCCCACAGUGCCCUGAGCUUCCACUCGGCCUUUUCCAGGACCCUCUCCAAAGUGCUGUGGGCUUCUCAGCGCCCCAGGAAAUGGAGAGGGGCAGCCACUAGUGCAGCCGACUCCCCGGAGCCUUCUAAGGCAGAGCCCACAGCAGCUGCUGCGUUGCCCCUGAGGAGGGUGAGCCCGCAGGCGCAGUCGGCCGCUCUG
Tupaia belangeri chinensis (Chinese tree shrew) is the source of this 2133-nucleotide messenger RNA. RefSeq names its product UPF0606 protein KIAA1549L-like. The record is from RefSeq and is a predicted model, not a curated record. Lineage: Eukaryota; Metazoa; Chordata; Mammalia; Scandentia; Tupaiidae. The transcript is spliced from 4 exons. The annotation marks the transcript as partial.